Molecule: messenger RNA, 4416 nt
Organism: Solenopsis invicta (red fire ant)
Lineage: Eukaryota; Metazoa; Arthropoda; Insecta; Hymenoptera; Formicidae
Exons: 3
Coding region: 648-1979 (443 amino acids)
Source: RefSeq, a predicted model, not a curated record
UGCAGUGGUGGGACUAUUCCCACUACGCGGCUAUUUCCACUACGCUAUUUUUUUAGUCGCCAUUUUGAGUGCAGUCGCAAACAGUCGCAAAGUGUAGAAAGUACGUGUGAAAAAACUUUGGACUGACCUUCUGGCUGAGCUCUGUAGGAAGCCAAAUCAAGAUAAAAUUGUAUUACUAAAGCCGGACCAAACAGUACAUACAAUUCAUCAUAAUUCAUCAUGAUAACAGAUAUACUUUUGAGUUGCACAAGAUUAUUUGUACGUGUUGGAUGGUUUAUUCCAUGGACGAGUCUGCCAACUAUGCAAUGCUGUGAUAUGCGUAAAUAAAUAAGCGAGAUAUAUGCAACAUAUAGUAUAUAUGUAUAUAUGUAUAUAUUAGUGUAAUAAGGUAUGUCCCGAUUUCUUGCAUACAUACGAGUCAUUCAAUAGUAGAAAUAGUAGUAAUAAUUUUGUGUUAUGUUAUGUUAUAUAUAUAUAUAUAUUUAUUUAUUUAUUUUACUUCAGCUCACAUAUAGCCGAGAAGGGGUUGCAUAAUGUUAUAUUAAAUUUUACACUUCCGUUGAAUACCUUCCAGAAUUUGAAUUACUUUCUUAAUUCUUUAGAAUGCCGGUUAUUAAGCAUUGUUGUUAGUAGCUUAUGUUGUUAUCAUGCCCCCUCAUAAGAAAUUUUCGUGUCAGUUUCCUAAUUGCAAUAAUGGGUACUAUUGGUGCAAAAAUAAUUUGGAAAGAGUACAAAAUAAACAUUUUUAUAGAUUUCCCACUAACUCAGCCGUAAAUAUAAAAUGGAAAAAGAUUUGUGGCAUCAAGUUAACUGAAAAUUGCCGAAAUAAAUAUGUUUGUGAAGAUCAUUUUCAAAAAGAAGAUUUUGUAAAUUUUACAAAACACGCAUUGAAUCCUUUUGUAGUUCCUUCACGAUUACAAAGUGACUCUAAUUUACUUUCAGAAGUUUCAAUAUCUUCCCAAAACAAAACUGUUAAUUAUAGUGAACAAUUAAACUCAACAAAUUUAAUUACUGUCUCCAAUGAUUUAAAUAUUAUCAGCAGUAGCUUGACUAACAAUACAUCUAUUGUUAAUCAAGGUACUGUUGAUAAUAUUUCAAGUAAAAUUGAUAGCAAGUACAUUGUCUCUAAAGAUGUUUUUUCUAACUUAAAUACAGAACAAAAUUUAAAUACUCACACUGAAAGCGUUAACGACGACAAUUUAAAUAAUUAUUUGUACACUCAUGAACAAGACUGCAUCUGUGAAAAUGCAAAUUGUCAACGCGACGAUAAUAGUGAUGAUAAUGAUACAGUAAUUACUGAUAAUUUAACUGAAUGUAAUGAGAUUUUGUUAAAGAAACAAAGAAAAACUGGUUUCUUAACAGAAGCAGGAGUAUCUUUGAAAGCAAUGACACCAACUAAACGUAGAAUGUACAAAAUACAUCGUAGAACGAUCAACAAAUUAUCGAAAGUUAAGAAGUCACUUUAUAAUCAAAAAGAUACUAUAAAGAAACUGAAAAAGCUGAAUAAAGACAACGUUUUCCAAUGUAUGGAAAAUCAGUUGAAUACUGUAACUCAAAAUUUUAUAGAUUCGCAGUUGCGAAACAUAGACCGCGCUUCAACAGGAAAAAAAUGGACUGACGAAGAUAAAGUUUUUGCGUUAUCUAUUUAUAAGCGAAGUCCGCGUACUUAUAAGUAUAUAUCCAACUUCUUCCAGUUGCCGUCACCUCGGACUUUAAAAACAGUACUUUCAAAGGUUCCUUUUAAUACAGGCAUGAACAAACAAUUGCUGCAACAACUUAAAAAUAAAAUCAAUGAUAUGGACGUACUGGACCGAUAUUGUUCUUUAGUUUUUGAUGAGAUAUCAUUAGAUAAAGGUUUCCAUUACCUUCCUCAUAAACAAAUUAUUAUCGGUUUUCAAGAUUUAGGGGAAUUAGGACGGUGUAAUAAAGCAGCAAAUCAUGCAUUGGUAUUAAUGAUAAGAGGAUUGAGAAAAUCCUAGAAGCAAGUAGUCGCUUAUUAUUUUACUGUUGGUACAAUUUCUACUUUUGAUCUGAAGUCAAUAAUAAAAAAUGCUAUUUUACAACUUCAAGAAAUUGGCGUGAUAGUGAAAGCGACUAUUUGUGACCAGGGUUCUACUCAGAAAAAAGCAAUUUCGGAGUUGUGUGCUGAAAAUACCGUUGCUCCAACUUCUUACACAUUUGUAAUCAAUAAUGUGACAAUAGUAACAAUUUUUGAUGUUCCUCAUUUAUUGAAAUGUACUCGAAAUGCUUUACUAAGAUGUAAAAUUAGAUUUAGGUCUAAUAAGACAGCAAAAUUUCAAUACAUACAGCAAGUUUUUGAUUUAGAUCAAACAAAAAAAUUUAAGACACUUUACAAAUUAAAUUCAGGACAUUUCAAAUUUCAAGAUAGUUUUAUAAAAAUGAAAGUUAAUAUCGCUGCAAGACAAUUGAGUCAUUCUAUCGCUUCAUCUAUUGAAGCCUUUACUUCCAGUGGAGCAUUACCUGUUGAAUCAUUAGAAACAGCAGAAUUUGCUGAAUUAAUUGACAAUCUUUUUGGUUCGUUAAAUGGUUGGACCAAACAUGCGAAAGAAGGUAAACAAUAUAAAUGCGUUUUGAAAAGCAACUCACCUCAUUUGGAAUUGUGGAGCAAAUUAUUGCCUGAAAUAGCUGAUUGGAAAUUAAUAGACAUUAAGACUGAGAAAGAUGUUACAACGCAAUAUCAAUUCGUAAAAGGCUGGGUUAUUACAAUUGGUAGUGUAAUAUAUUUAUGGAAACAACUUGAAAAUUUUGGUUUUGAAUAUUUAAAUUUACGAAAUCUUAAUCAGGAUCCACUUGAAAACCUUUUUUGUAUGAUACGACAACAUGGUAUAUCAAAUACCAAUCCCACCUGCCAUCAAUUCAUUGCCGCUUUAAAAACAACAGUACUAAACGAUAUGGUUGCACCAGUACCCAAAUUUGCAAAUUGCGAGGAAGAUAAUGCUAAAAAUUUAGAGAAUUUUCGAUGUUAUUUAAAUAGUGACUCUCAAAAUAUACCACUAGAAGAAACUGAACUAUUCAAGAACGUUGAAAUACGAACUUUAGAAUGGAAAAAUUUUGACGAAAUGAAUGUUCAAGACUGUUUUGCCCUUUCAUAUGUAUCAGGUUAUCUUAUUAAAAAAUUGCAUUUGCCAGACGAACAUUGUACUAAUUGUCGAGAUGAUUUGUUUUCGACACAAUGUCAACAUCAUUUAUUUACAACUUUUAAAGAACAUGAUGGAGAAAAUGACUCUUUGACGUAUGCAAGCGAUCGGGUACUUACACUAGUCGAAAAUCUACAUAAUAGAUUAUACCAUUUUUUAGAUGAAAAUGGGCAUAUAUCUCGUUUAGAAUCGACUUUUAAAGAGAUAUUUCUUUCAAAUUAUAGUAGUAAUUUCUGUAAUAUCCAUCGUUGUGAUAUCUUAAUUAUUGAUAAAGCUAUUACGUUCUUAAUAUUUAAAUACAUUAAAGAUCAAAAACAAUCACAGGCACUAAGUUCUGGACAUUACAAAAAAAUAAUAAAAUUUCAAAAAACAUAACAUAUUUUCAAAUUUAAUAUUUUCAUAUUUCUUGUAUUCUUUGUCCGGAUUUCUGAUUUUGAUUUAUUAUAUUUGAUUUACUAUUGGAUACUAUGUUUUUUUAAUUAAAUUAAAAGGCUUUUGGUUAAAUGCAUAUGUUAAAUGCUCAAUGAUAAAUAUUCUUGAUAAAUAUUAUAAUUUGUAAGAAAUAUUCUCAGCAUUGAAAGAAAGAAGAUAUUUUAAGACUUAAUUAUACAAGGCCAAAGCAAAUUUUACUUUUUUAUCAUUCAUUUUAUACAGUGUUGUAUACUUUUAUUUUUAUUUUUAUGUUAAAUGCCCCAUUAUAAAUAUUUUUCAUAAAUAUUAUAAUUUAGAUGUAAGAAAUAUUCUCACUGUUGAAAGAGAGAAAAUAUUUUAAGACUCAACUGUAUAAAACAUUGGGCCAAAACAAAUUUUAUUUUUUCGUUAUACAUUUUAUACAGUGUUGUAUUUGUCUUUUUUUAUUUUUAUGUUGAAUGCUCAAUGAUAAAUAUUUUUUUAUAAAUAUUAUAAUUUAGUUGUAAGAAAUAUUCUCAGCGUUGAAAGAGAGAAAUUAUUUUAAGACUCAACUGUAUAAAACAUUGGGCCAAAACAAAUUUUAUUUUUUCGUUAUACAUUUUAUACAGUGUUGUAUUUGUCUUUUUUUAUUUUUAUGUUGAAUGCUCAAUGAUAAAUAUUUUUUUAUAAAUAUUAUAAUUUAGUUGUAAGAAAUAUUCUCAGCGUUGAAAGAGAGAAAUUAUUUUAAGACUCAACUGUAUAAAACAUUGUGCCAAAACAAAUUUUAUUUUUUCGUUAUACAUUUUAUACAGUGUUGUAUUUGUCUGUUUUUAUUUUUAUGUUGAAUGCUCAAUGAUAAAUAUUUUUU